CCCGCAAAAAAAAAAGAAACAACCCCGUCCACGCCUGGCUAUAAAACCGCGCUCCACCAAGCGAACGACCCCAAACGCUGCCCCUGGCCCCCUAUCAUCCCUCCAGCCUCCACCUGUUGUGCGACAAAAAAUAAAAAGGAAAACCCCGAUAGAAAGCGCUUCCAAGAAAAAAGCAGCGCAGCGGGAGAGGACCAGCGGAGUCCGAUCUGGAGUCUCGUCAACCCCCUCACCACCCUGGUUUCUAUUCUGUCAAUAUCGUCACACCUCUUGAUUUUCAGAUGUGCAAUACAUACGGCUGCUCCUUGUAGAGGAUCGGUAUCUGGCUGGAUUCCUGCUGGAGAAGUCAGGAAGUACCUAGAUGAGAAGUUGAGGACUUGCUCUCAUGAUCCAUGCAAAUUUGUUGGCACCUAUGAGCAGCUGCGCGAACAUGCUAGGACAGCUCACUUGCUUGCAAAGCCUGCUCAUGUAGAUAUCUCAAGGAAAAGGUCUUGGGACCGCCUUGAGCGUGAGCAGGAGUUUGGUGAUGUGAUUAGCGCAAUCAGGUCACAAAAUCCUGGUGCAAUAAUAGUUGGUGACUAUGUUAUUGAGACUAGAGAGGACAUGUCCCCCGAUGAAGAUUCUGGGGAAGAAAGUGGUGAUGAGUGGUGGUCUCCAGUCCGAGACCCGAUGGAGUCACCAGAUAACAUGGAUGGUUCCCCUAGGCCCUGGCCGAAUAGAAGGCUAGGAUCAACCAGUAUUUGGGGAGAUGAACAACACGUUUUCCAUAGGUUUCUUCCGCAGCCCAGGCUUCCGCUCAGUGACAGGCGCACCUCACGUACAGUUUGGCAGGGCAUCCGACGGUCAAGCACACAAAGCCUAAUGCGUCGGGGCUUCUCGAAUCAGCACUACAGGCGCAGCAGCAGUUACCAUGGAUACCGCCGCACCAUCUUACCUCGUCCGUAUGCUGAUGACCAUCGUGCAGGUAUUAACAGGAGGCAGGAUGUCCCAGCAUUUGGGCUGCGCAGACGGCAGCGGUUGAGAUACACGCAAGGAAGGCAUGAUACAUCAUGAUCCACUGAAGCAACACUACUUGUCCAGUAUCAAGUUUAUUGGCAAACAAGCCAAGCUAUCAUUGUAAAUAGUGAUGUUUAAGACUAUGUGUCUAUGUUCGGUUUGUUCACGGCAAACAAGCCAAGCUAUCCUUGUAAAUAGUGAUGGUGAAGACUAUGUUCGGUUUGUUCACUAUUCAUCUAUAUCUAUGCUAUUUGUCACAGUUCA
Brachypodium distachyon (stiff brome) is the source of this 1257-nucleotide messenger RNA. RefSeq lists its product as uncharacterized. The annotation marks the transcript as partial. The transcript has 3 exons. NCBI's taxonomy places the organism in Eukaryota, Viridiplantae, Streptophyta, Magnoliopsida, Poales, Poaceae. The record is from RefSeq and is a predicted model, not a curated record.